GCCUGAUCGCCAAACAGCCUUGCGGUAAAAAACAAGUCUGCAGAGCGCACGCAGCGGGACUCGCAAAGGGACGGCCGAACGAAACCAACAGCAACGACGACGACAGGGUGGAUGAAGCAAUAGAAAAUGAUUUGAAUUUCCGUGCCUAACUGUUUUACUAUACGAUUUGAACCUGACCACACAUGUUAACCAGUUCAAACUUGAGUGCCAUUGACGCCUAUCUCAGCUGAUUCUUCCGGCCAACGCAGACACGGGUGCAUGGGCGCGGUGAUGCAAAGCAUAUAGGCAGGUACACAUGCAAACUAUUGCACUGCACGUACCUGCAGUUGCUCAGAGGUUCCUUGCAGUGGCGUCGACGCCUACCUCGGCUCAAGCCCUGCCGGUGCGCGCGUACGUGCGUGCUCCAUUCCGUGGAUCGCACAGCCUUUUCACGGCUCUUCUACCAAAUCAGAGAGGCACUUCCUCCUUCCUCCCCACCUUGAAAUGGUUGAUGCCUGCAAGGCUGCAAUCAUGUCCGAUCUCGGUAGACGCCACCGCCUGCCGCGCCUCUUCUUCGUCGUGUCGUUCGCCGUGCUUCUCUUCUCGGUUGGCGUCAACGGGGACGAGAGGGGAGAUCAAGCUGAUGGUGGCGGCGGCGUUGGCGGCUUCAGAUUGCUGCUUGGCAUCGGUGCUCUGGGUCCGAGGCCAUUGCGGAGGCAGCAUCACGGCCAUGCCGCCGCUCCCGCUCCGGCUCCGGCUCCGGUUCUCGCACCGGCACCGGCACCGGCCACGGGUCAUCGUGCCCACUUGCCGUUGCUCCAUAAGAACGCGCGCCUCCCGGACCCCGUCCCUGGGAAAGUCGGCCACAAGAGAAACGGCACAGCGCAGAGCCCGCGCGACGGGGGAGGUCGGCACGAGCACGAUGGCAAGAAAAGCAUGCAGCUCGUCGUUGUGGCCGCCGCCGCGGCGCUCUCCGGCGCGGUGGUGGUGCUCCUCGUCGUCCUUGUGGUGUUCCUGACGUGCAGGAAGUUUCAGAGGAGGCGCGGCGGGGCUGAGCAGAACGGCGCCACUAACAAGGUGAGCUUCGAUCCUGGCCCGAACCUACUCUACCUGGACGCCGUCAAGCCGUACAUCGAGGCCACGCACGACGGCGAAGAGGCGCCGGACACGGUCGUGGCCGGACCGAAAGAUGACGAACCGAAGCGUGAGGAAGAGAAGGAUGCCGGCGCUUGCUCCGAAGACGACGACACCGGGUCGGUCCAUUCCUCGUGCUGCUUCAACUCCUCGCACUUCUCCUACUCCGAGCUCCGGGAUGCCAAGUCCGGCCAGGCCGACGGCGUGUCGCCGUCACCCUCCGCGCGGUCGAGACGGCGGAGCUCUGCCCCUACGACGCCCGCGGAUAAAAUGAGGGUCGCGAGUCCUUAUUCGCCGCAAUGCCCGCGCACGCCCGGGAACCAGGAGCGAGCGUACCGCGCCCACUCCCCGAGCUCGUCGGAGUCAGCAGCGCGGAUCUUCAUGGAUCAUGAGCUCCGGCGAACCCGCGGUUCGUUAAGCUUUCCGGGAGUGCAGAGCAGCAGCACGCGCCAAUCAAAGGAGACAAAAGCAGAGACAGGAACCGUGCGCUCGGACGCUGCAAGUGGCAUGACGGUGCCGCCACCACCUCCUCCUCCACCGCCUCCACUGCUGCCGGCAUGCGGUCCGGGUGUCGUACCACCGCCGCCGCCGCCGCCCCUACCACUGCUGAUAGUAAAGGAGCAGAAUUUUCGGAGAAGCAGUGGCCCGGGUCUACCGCCGCCGCCCGCGCCGCCAGGCAUGCUGAGGCAGAGCGCGCCGCUCGGGAAGAACGGCGCGGCGCUGCCUAAGCUGAAGCCCCUGCACUGGGACAAGGUGCGCGCGGCGCCCAACCGCCGGAUGGUGUGGGACAGAAUCCGAUCGAGCUCAUUCGAAUUGGACGAGCAGAUGAUCGAGUCGCUGUUCCUGUACAACUCGAGGCUGUCGGCGAAGCACGAGGAGGCCCAGAGCCGGAGCCCCUCCCUCGGCAACCACGUCCUGGACCCCAAGAGGCUGCAGAACAUCACCAUCCUCAUGAAGGCGGUGAACGCCACCGCCGAGCAAAUCUACGCCGCGCUGCUGCACGGGAGCGGCCUGUCGGUGCAACAACUGGAGGCCCUAAUCAAGAUGGCGCCGACCAAGGAGGAGGUGGAAAAGCUCUCCGGCUACGACGGCGACGUCGACAGCCUGGUCCCGGCGGAGAGGCUCCUCAAGGCGGUGCUCACGAUACCCUGCGCCUUCGCACGAGUCGAGGCGAUGCUGUACCGCGAGACCUUCGCCGACGAGGUCGGCCAUAUCAGGAAGUCGUUCGCAAUGCUCGAGGACGCGUGCAGGGAGCUGAUGUCGAGCAAGCUGUUCAUGAAGCUGCUGGAGGCCGUGCUCAAGACAGGGAACCGGAUGAACGUCGGGACGGCGCGGGGCGGCGCCAUGGCGUUCAAGCUCGACACGCUGCUCAAGCUCGCCGACGUCAAGGGCGCCGACGGGAAGACCACGCUGCUGCACUUCGUGGUCCAGGAGAUGACGCGGUCGCAGAAGUCGCCGACGCGCGCAGGCGCGGCCGAGGGGGCAGACAUCGCCACCGGCCUGGGCGCCGAGCUCACCAACGUCAAGAAAACGGCGACCGUGGACCUGGACGUUCUCACCACCUCGGUCUCCAGCCUGUCGCAGGGCAUCUCCCGGAUCAAGGAGCUGGUAGGGAGCGGCCUCUCCGGCGACGACAGGAACGGCUGCUUCGUCGCCUUCAUGGCGCCUUUCGUCAGCCACGCCGAGGAGGUGAUCCGGGAGCUGGAGGACGGCGAGCGCCGGGUGCUGGGCCACGUCAGGGACAUCACCGAGUACUACCACGGCGACGUGGGCAAGGACGAGGCGAGCCCGCUCAGGAUCUUCGUCAUCGUCAGGGACUUCCUCGGGAUGCUGGAGCGGGUGUGCAAGGAGGUCAAGGGGGUCAGGAAUUUCCAUGCUUGGAAUCCGGUUCCGAACAACGUAUGAUGCUUGGUUUUGGGUCGUUCUUGGCUAGGUUAGAACAGAAGAAUCCAUCAUACAUAGUCCACUGAUUUUGGUUUGGUAGACUAGAUUGUUGAAGAUUGGGAUGUAUAGUUGAUGAGUUGAUCACUCACUGGGACGAGACAACAUGAUGUUUGGACUGGCGCUGUUUGAAACAAACAAGUUGGCGUGUGUA
Hordeum vulgare subsp. vulgare (domesticated barley) is the source of this 3208-nucleotide messenger RNA. RefSeq names its product formin-like protein 2. Gene Ontology annotation, biological process: actin nucleation; actin cytoskeleton organization. The transcript has 4 exons. Gene Ontology annotation, molecular function: actin filament binding. The record is from RefSeq and is a predicted model, not a curated record. Lineage: Eukaryota; Viridiplantae; Streptophyta; Magnoliopsida; Poales; Poaceae. The coding region runs from base 484 to 3018 and encodes 844 amino acids.